Messenger RNA from Dicrocoelium dendriticum, 532 nucleotides. NCBI's taxonomy places the organism in Eukaryota, Metazoa, Platyhelminthes, Trematoda, Plagiorchiida, Dicrocoeliidae. The record is from the annotation of a GenBank genome assembly.
AUGGCUACAGCAAAACUACAGGCUCUCAACAGCCUCUGUCGACUGCAAACUGUGUGCACACUUGGCAUUGUAUCACGAAUUCCAGGACUGCAGCGUUUGCACAGCUGGUUUAAACUGUGGGGCGUACUUGGAAAGCCUGAAAGUUCGAUGCUUCUCAAUAUGAUCGCAGGCCAAAGUAUACUGAUAAACACGCCUCAUCGCAUGUAUUGCGGUGAGAUGUCCCACCGACCCCUGCACAGUGAACAAUUAGUGUACAUUGUGAUGGUAGUAUCAGAGCAGAGUGAGUAGAUGGACCAACCGAGCGAGCCAGACGGUCAAUGGGAGGCGAACGUGACGGAUUCGAUUACUGGACUCGGACUGGCCGAUAUUUGUGUGAGUGAUUCAACAUUUGUUUGACUGAAGCAAAGGAGGAACCUCACGACUCAGAGGAGUCGUUAGUUAUGGACUUGAACCUGCAAUUUAUAUCGAUGAGUUUGGCUUGCUAAACAUGCUGUAAUUUUCGUUGAGCUGACUGCUGAAUAAACGCUUGUCC